CCGUGCCUGCAGCCACGCGAGCACCAAGCCUUGGGACACUGCGCCUUAGUGGCACGGUCUGGGCAUCGCCAGAGGUGGGGGCUCCUCUGCCUUCGCGAUUCGCGUGCCAACAUUGCGAGCGGUUGCACCAAUACUCAUAAUUCUGAUGCUUUCGUAAUGCUGCUGGCUUAGAGAGUUAUGGAGAUGGAGACCUGACAGUAACUGACAACUCGGAAAAAAGGCCCGAACUAUAAUCCCGUAAUAGAGCAUGAGGCAAUUAGAAUACCCUUCAUAAAAAUGUAAUUAAACCGGUUUUUGUUUUUAACCUUGGGCAAAAGGGGGACUUGUAAUAACAUGGAACAAAGCUGAGAGAAUUAAUACUUAAUGAUAAAUGGGAGAAAAUUCAAAGGUAUAGGAUUGAAGUUUAAAAAAAAUGAAACACUUAAAAAAAUCCUUGGAUUAUUGUAGAAAAAGAAGUAAUUUUACUGAUAAAGAGUCAUAACGGCCAUGUUGUUUUGUGUCACUGCAAACAAACUACCAGGGCACGAAUUUUAUUUGAAAAUAGUUGUGUGUGUAUAGAUAUAUUUAUUUUUUUAAUGUAUUUUUUCCAAGGUUGUCUGGCCUUUUGUACAGAUGACUUCAGAGAACAUUUCAGGAGUAGGGAAUGAAGUGGAAGUCAACUGAAUUCUCCUGUGCACUACUGAGACGAAAUGACAUUCAUGUUUGUGGUGGAUGGAAGUCAUGGCAGCGUCUAACAUGGGAGGGAAAGAUAUGAAUGGACCAUGUGGCGUGACUCGUUCAGACUGCAGAUCUUCUGCCUGCUUAUGGCAGUACUGGCUGUUGUGGUGCUGGUCCAUAAUUUUUUUCAGUUAGAGAACCUGGAUGAUGACACAGUUUCAGGAUCAAAUUGGAUAACGGAAAACAAUGUCCAGCAUUCUCUGUCACAGACAAACAAAACUACCAGGAAGCCUUACUGCGGUUACACGCAGCAGACUUUGUCCAAAAGAGAACAAGAGGAGCAGGAAACGUUGCUUGCUGCAAUACAGUGGCCAAAACCCCCCGAUAACAAAAUUGCCUUUGCACAGAGCACUGAUCCCACACGUAGUGACUUUGUGAUUGUGAAACCCAGCAGGUUCUUCAAAGUGGGUGAUGAGUUGGAGGUCCUCGUUCGUAUGAAGGAUUUCCAAGGAAAGCCCAAGCGGUAUGGCGGAGACUACUUACAGGCGCGAAUUCACUCUCCUCUGCUGAAAGCUGGAGCAACAGGAAGGAUUGUAGAUUGCCAUAAUGGCCUUUACAAAGUCUUCUUUACCUUGCUUUGGCCAGGAGAGGUCAAAGUUUCUGUGUCACUUGUCCAUCCGAGUGAAGCCAUCCAAGUCCUCCUGCGUUUACGAGAGGAAAGGCCGGACAGGGUCUAUUUCAAAAGCUCGUUCAAGUCUGGGAGGUACUCAGAAACCACCGAGUGCAACGUUUGCUUGCCUGGAGAUCUCCCAGUGUGUAACUUCACAGAUCCCUACACGGGUGAGCCAUGGUUCUGUUAUAAGCCUCGAAAACUGUCCUGUGCCAGCCGAAUCAGCCAUGCCAAAGGUGGAUAUCUAAAAGGUCUUCUGACGAAAGAGGAAAGCCUCUUUUUCCAAAGUCAUGUGAACAUCAAAAGGCCGAUACUCUCCAGUGGACCUGAUUCAGUCACUGUAAAGCCCAAGGCAUUUACAGAUGUAAUCGCUAUGAACAGAGCUGAAGAUCCCACAGCUUCCCCUUCUGGUUAUUAUUAUGAAGACCAGUGGAGGUCCAGAACACACUGGAUCCAUAAUUUUAACAAAUCAGAUGAUAUAACUGAGUGCUUACAAGGAAAAGUAAUCCACUUGUUUGGAGACUCUACAAUAAGGCAGUGGUUUGAAUAUCUGACAGCAUUUGUUCCAGAUCUCGUGGAAUUUAACCUGAGGAGUCCUAAGAACGUGGGCCCUUUCAUGUCUGUGGACCUGAAGCACAACAUCCUGCUGAAGUUCCGCUGCCACGGGCCACCCAUUCGCUUCUCCACAGUCUUCAGCAGUGAACUGCGCUACAUCGCCAACGAGCUGAACGGCAUCGUGGGGGGCAGGAACACCGUGAUAGCCAUAACCAUAUGGUCCCACUUCAGCACCUUCCCUGUGGAAGUGUAUAUCCGGCGGCUGAGGAACAUUCGGAGAGCAGUUAUUCAGCUGCUGGAUCGCAGCCCCGAGACUUUAAUCGUCAUCAGAACCGCUAAUGUUCAGGAGCUUGGGCCAGAAGUGAGCCUCUUUAACAGUGAUUGGUAUUCUUUUCAGCUUGAUUCUGUCAUGAGGAAAAUGUUCUCAGGAAUUGCUGUGCACUUUGUGGAUGCUUGGGAGAUGUCUGUGGCUCAUUACUUGCCACACAACUUGCACCCACAGGAAGUAAUUGUUAAGAAUCAAAUAGAUGCAUUUUUAUCUUAUGUAUGCCCUCUGCAAACUUAGCACAAAUCCCUAUGUCACCUUUUGCUACAGCUGAAGUGAAGUUGCUCUUUGUCAGAGCUAUGGAAUGAUGCUGGGUGAUAUGGAGGAACUCUGGUUAUUGUAAAUGCAUGCAGUAUGAGUAGAGUGGCCUUAACUCUAGGUAGCUGUGAAAGGUGGUAAAGAGGAGUUGACUGUUCAGGCCAUAUCUUCCUGCAAGGUUGAUUCCUUCAAGCUUAUCAUUCAUAUCUGAGAUUAUUAGAGAGCACCUUAAAUUAAAUUGACAGGAUUCAAUAAGAAAAUAUUUGGGUUAUUAGCUUUACUAGUUGUCUGCACUGUAUACCUAAUUUAAUCCAUAUGGCACUGAUUCUGUUGUCAGGGUCUUGUUGCUCAGAACUGUAUGUGAAACCUAGGAAAGCUUUUGGGUAUGGUCUUUCUCUUAACAUUCCAGAGUUUAAGAGAUGUCUCCUCUAGUUGUAUGUCAGAGAAACACAGUGUCCAUUCUUGUUGCAAAGUCCUAAUUAGAGACAUGAAGGGAGUGUACCAAAGUCACUAAUAAGGAAGCACAAUCAAAAUAUCUAUAGUAUUAAGUCAUGAAGAAUUUGCUGAAAUUUAAUAGGGCACCUGUGGUGUUUACAGAUGGCUGCUAAAUAGUGCAAAUAGACAGUAUUUGAGUUUUGUUUCCUGUACUACUGAAUCUCUUUUGAGCUUUGAUGCACUGUCUACUUCUUGAUUUAUUUGUAAUGAUGAAAUGUGUAUUAUGAUCUCAGUGAAGACACUGUCUCGGGCAGUUUCUGCAAGUUCAAGUUGCAGGCUCGCCUACUUGAAGUAUUUUCCAAUGUGUUUCCCUUCCCUGGGAGAUAAAGCUACUGUGUUAUGCUCCUGCAAAGCCAGGCUGCUGACAGUGACUCGUGUACAUCCUUCGUGUGCUGUGUCUGUGCGAAGGGGCCAAGGAACCCGAAUGCACUUGGCCAGGUUUGGCACUGGGUAACAGUAA
Manacus vitellinus (golden-collared manakin) is the source of this 3420-nucleotide messenger RNA. It is a transcript of the gene NXPE3, whose product is annotated as neurexophilin and PC-esterase domain family member 3. The record is from RefSeq and is a predicted model, not a curated record. The transcript has 6 exons. The coding region runs from base 762 to 2447 and encodes 561 amino acids. Lineage: Eukaryota; Metazoa; Chordata; Aves; Passeriformes; Pipridae.